Molecule: messenger RNA, 1083 nt
Organism: Mycosarcoma maydis (corn smut)
Lineage: Eukaryota; Fungi; Basidiomycota; Ustilaginomycetes; Ustilaginales
Product: deoxyhypusine monooxygenase
Exons: 1
Coding region: 1-1083 (360 amino acids)
Biological process (GO): peptidyl-hypusine biosynthetic process
Molecular function (GO): deoxyhypusine monooxygenase activity
Source: RefSeq, a predicted model, not a curated record
AUGGAUGCUCUAGAAAAGAGCCUGUGCGAUUUCACCGGCUCCACGCCGCUCGAUCAGCGAUUCCGAUCGCUCUUCACCAUCAAAGGUCUUGCUGCCACUUCGGACCAACACAUGCAACGAGCGAUAUCGAUCAUAUCGCAGGCGUUUUCAGACGACUCCGCUUUGCUCAAGCACGAGCUCGCUUACGUUCUUGGACAACUUGAAGAUGCACGUGCGUUGCCAACACUCAAGAAAAUUCUCCAAGACCUUAGCCAAGAUGCCAUGGUGAGGCAUGAAGCAGCAGAGGCGAUGGGAGCCAUCUCUGAUCCUUCCGUAUUGCCCAUUUUGGAGCAGUAUCGUAGCGAUAGCGACGUGAGCGUCCGCGAGACGUGCGAACUCGCCAUCUCCAAAAUCAGCUUUGACAACUCUGAGGAAGGACAGGCACUGAAGCAGUCGAAAGCACAAGCUAAACUCGCUGAAGAACAGAGUGGUCUAGGUGGCGUUGAAUCGGCGUUCAAGCCCAUCGACCCUGCUCCUGCAAUGACGCCUGCUGCUAGCAAAGAAGCGGCUCGAUCUCAAGCCGAUGGCGUCCGAUAUGAUGCUUCCCAUGUACCACUUUUCCAAUCGACGCUGCUCGACACCAACUUGAGUCUCUUCGAACGAUACCGUGCCAUGUUCGCGCUGCGCAAUGUUGCGCAUGGUGGAGGAGACGGCGCAAUUCAAGCGGUGCUUGCGCUAGCACGCGGUCUGCAGGACGGCUCGGCCUUGUUCAGACACGAAAUCUGCUUUGUGUUUGGCGAGCUGUGCCACCCAGCUUCCAUCCCAAGUAUGCUACACGUAUUGAACGAUACCAAGGAACACGAAAUGGUACGUCACGAAGCAGCAGAGGCGCUCGGCGGCAUCGUCGAAGAGGGCGAGCAUGCGGCAAACGAUUCAGCAAACGAUUACACCCGCGUGCUCGAUACGCUCAACAAGUGGGCCCACGACAUGGACGCCCCUCGUGUCGUAAGAGAGAGCUGCAUCGUCGCUUUGGACGAGUUGGCUUACAACAACGAUCCGACCCAAUUCCACCGCAUUGAAACAUCCACUCCUGUCGCUGCCUAG